Molecule: messenger RNA, 1244 nt
Organism: Gekko japonicus
Lineage: Eukaryota; Metazoa; Chordata; Lepidosauria; Squamata; Gekkonidae
Gene: CTNNA3
Product: catenin alpha 3
Exons: 9
Coding region: 81-1244 (387 amino acids)
Biological process (GO): cell migration; cell-cell adhesion
Cellular component (GO): adherens junction; fascia adherens
Molecular function (GO): beta-catenin binding; actin filament binding; cadherin binding
Source: RefSeq, a predicted model, not a curated record
GCCAUAAUAUCUGCUCUAGAAGGAUCACCAGCCGUUUACCCAGCACCUGAGUGUGGACUUUGCAUUCUGAAACAGGAAAAAUGUCAGCAACAAUUCCACGCAUGAAAAUGAAAAUAGAUCCACAGCAUCUAGAGAUUCAGACACAUACAGUGGAGAAAUUGCUAGAACCCCUGAUAAUUCAGGUUACCACAUUAGUGAAUUGCCCUCAAAAUCCUUCUAACAAGAAAAAAGGAUGUUCCAAGAGAGCACGUGUUAUCCUUGCCUCUGUAGAAGAAGCAACUUGGAAUUUAUUGGACAAAGGAGAGAAGAUCGCUAAAGACGCCCCAAUCUUAACUGAGGAGCUUAAUGCUGCACUUCAUGAUGUUCGCAAAGAAAGUGAAUCCUUAAAAGUAACAGCAAAAAAAUUCACAGAUGAUCCUUGUUAUUUGCCCAAAAGGGAGGCAGUUGUACAAGCAGCACGGGCUCUUCUGGCUGCUGUUACAAGACUUCUUAUUCUGGCAGACAUGAUUGAUGUGUCCUACCUGCUGCAACAUCUAACCAGUGUGCAAAGAACGUUUCUUUCUCUUCAGAAUGUAUCUAGUAAAUCUGAACUGCAGAGAACGUAUAAACAUCUUCAGAAAGAACUGGAAAAGCUGGACCAUUUGGCAUAUAAACGGCAGCAGGAUUUAAAAUCAAACAAUCAGCGAGAUGACAUUGCAGCUGCACGUGCUUCUCUGAAGGAAAAUUCAUCUCUCCUCCAUUCAAUUUGUUCUGCUUGUUUGGAACAUUCGGAUGUAGAAUCUCUUGUAGCCAGCAAGGACUCAGUUUGCAAUGAAAUACGGAAUGCACUAAAUGUCCUUUCAGACGCUUCUCAAGGAAUUGGUAAUCAAACGAUUCAGCCAGUGUCACCAUCAGCCACGCUUGGAAGUGCCCUUAAUGAACUUGAGAAUUUGGUUGCCUUGGAUCCUCUUGCUUUGAAUGAUGAUGAAAUAAGGCCAUCGCUAGAAAAGCGUUUAGAAGGGAUUAUCAGCGGGGCUGCUUUAUUAGCAGACUCUUCCUGCACACGGGAUGUUCACCGAGAGCGCAUUAUCACUGAGUGCAAUGCUAUUCGUCAAGCUCUCCAAGAUCUCCUUUCAGAGUACAUGGCUAAUAAUGUCUGUACAAAAACAGAGGUGACCAUCACAGGAGCACUGUCGAGUGCUUCUUUAGCGGAUGCUACUGGAUUCAAAUUUUCUUCUACUACUACAGGCAAAAGUAUGCUUUAA